Molecule: messenger RNA, 7408 nt
Organism: Oncorhynchus masou masou (cherry salmon)
Lineage: Eukaryota; Metazoa; Chordata; Actinopteri; Salmoniformes; Salmonidae
Product: zinc finger protein 436-like
Exons: 2
Coding region: 202-1947 (581 amino acids)
Biological process (GO): regulation of transcription by RNA polymerase II
Cellular component (GO): nucleus
Molecular function (GO): DNA-binding transcription factor activity, RNA polymerase II-specific
Source: RefSeq, a predicted model, not a curated record
GGCAACUAAGUCAGCCACCUCGGUAGCUUACAAGCCAACAAUAAACCGACGCAUUGAAACUCCUUUGAUAAUUUGUAUAUUAAUCUGUGUUUUUAACACAAUUUAAACGUAAUAUGCUUGUUAAAUGUACUACAUUGUUAAGAUUGAUACUGAGCUGAGACUAGGCUAGUCACUAAUGCUAGCUAGCUAACAUCCCUGACCAUGAGCUUGCUAAACUACUCCCCCUCUGCUAAAGAAGCGGAGGUCUGCUGGACGGAGAAAGAAGCUCUGGGGCUGAACAUUAUCGUGGAAGAAGAGGAGGAUGUUACAGUGAAAGGAGAGAAAGACGAUUUCAGUAUUAAAAAGGAGGAUGUUACAGUGAAAGAAGAGAAAGAACCGUGUGGAAUGAAAGAGGAAGAGGGAAUAGAGUAUGUAACAGUGGAAGAGGAGGAGGUAGAAGCUUUCAGAAUUAAAGAGGAAGUUACAGUGAAGGAAGAGAAAGAAGAUUUCAGUAUUAAAAAUGAGGAUGUUACAGUGGGAGAAGAGAAAGACCCGUUUGGAGUGGAGGAGGGGGUAGAGGCUGUCACAGUGGAAGAGGAGGAUGUUACAGUGGGAGAAGAGAAAGACCCGUUUGGAGUGGAGGAGGGGGUAGAGGCUGUCACAGUGGAAGAGGAGAAUAUCAUAUUGAAAGAGGAGGAGGCUGUUACAGUGGGAGAAGAGAAAGACCCGUUUGGAGUGGAGGAGGGGGUAGAGGCUGUCACAGUGGAAGAGGAGGACAUCAUAUUGAAAGAGGAGGACAUCAUAUUGAAAGAGGAGGAGGCUGUUACAGUGGGAGAAGAGAAAGAACCGUCUGGAGUGGAAGAGGAGGCUCCCUCAAUAAAAAAGGAGGACAUUUCGGGAGUGGAAGAAAUUGGGGAGGAGACUGAAGACCUGAUUAACACCAGAGAGAGACCAGACUCUCCAUCUGACAAGAGUCCUUCAGGGGAACCAGACCCAGGGAAGAGGCCUUCAGGGGAACCAGACCCAGGGAGGAGACCUUCAGGAGAAACAGACUUAGGCAAGAUUCCUUCAGGGGAACCAGACCUAGAGACUGCCAAACCAGUAGGACGACACUGCUGCUCCCACUGUGGAAGGAGAUUUACCAAGUUACCCAACCUAAAAGAGCACGAGAGGACACACACAGGAGAAAAGCCUUUCCAAUGUUCCCAGUGUGGAAAGAGUUUUAGCCGGUUAGACAGCCUGAAAAUGCAUGAAAGAAUUCACUCUGGAGAGAAGCCUUACCAAUGCUCCUAUUGUGUAAUGAGUUUUUCACGAUCACAGGCCCUCAAAAGGCAUGAGAGGACACACACAGGAGAAAAGCCUUUUCAAUGCUCCCAGUGUGGAAAUAGUUUUACCCUGUUGGCACACCUGAAAUCACAUGAGAGGACGCACACAGGAGAAAAACCUUUCCAAUGUUCCCAGUGUGGAAAGAGUUUUACCAGGUUAAGGACCCUAAUUAGGCACCAAGGAAUACACAAAGAAGGAAGGAAGACCUUCCAUUGCUCUCAGUGUGGAAAGAGUUUUACUGAGUUAUGGGGCGUGAAAAUACACGAGAGAAUUCACUCUACACACAGAGGAGAAAGGCCAUUCCAAUGCUCCCAAUGUGGAAAGCGUUUUACCCAGUUAGGGAACCUGAAUUUACAUAAGAUAAUUCACUCUGGAGAUAAGCCUUACCACUGCUCUCAGUGUGGAAAGAGCUUUAUUCGGUCAUGCCAUCUCAAAGAGCAUGAGAAAACACACACCAGGGAAAAGCACUUCCAAUGUUCCCAGUGUGGGAAGAGUUUUGCCCGGUUAUGGAACCUAAAAGAGCACGAGAGGAUACACACAGGAGAGAAGCCCUACCACUGCUCUCAUUGUGGCCAGACCUUUUCCCGAUUAAGGGAACUGAAAUCCCAUUACAUUUCACACACUCUUAUCCAGGGAGAAUAACAAUUGUUGAAUUCACCUUAAGGUAGCUAGGUGAGACAACCACAUAUCACAGGCAGAGUAAGUACGUUUUCCCUUCAUAAAGUAGUUCUCAGUGAAGUCAGUGCUAGUAGGAAAAGACAAGUUCAGGUCAGAUUUAUGGAAGAUACUCUUUGAAGAGUUAGGGUCAUCGUUAUUUUCAAGGUUCGUUGCACAUGAGAAGCUAUGUUUUGUCUCUUGUUUUUUUUUUACUGAGAAUGUGUUUUUGUUUAUGCCGAAUGAAAUCAUACAACAAAAUGGCGACUUUUGUUUUAAAAUGUUCUAAUGUGCAUUUUAUUUGAAUUAAUAACAAUUCUUGUAAUCUUGUAAUUCCAAGAUGGUGUAGCAGUGCAGACGUGGUUUGUCGUCCCCUCGUUUACUUUUGUAUUUUGUAUUUUUUGUAUAUUAUAUACAUUUAUUUUCAAUCUUUUUUUCCAUUUUUAAAUUAAAUAUACCUUCCGGUAACCCGCCUCACCCAAUGUCAUACGGAUCCGCUAUUUUUUAGACCUUAUAGCUAGAACCCCCAUCAGAAGCUAACCAGCGACUAGCUAUUUAGUCAUUGUCAGUCAUUGUUAGCGGCCUUUACCUUCUGCACAGACACCAACCGUUUUUUUUGCCUGGAUAAUACUUGCCAGCCUGCCAGUAUCGGACUGUUUCCUCCACUACAACACCGGAUUCCUGCCGUAAACCCUGGACCAUUACUCCUGAUCAUCACAGCUAACUAGCUGCCACCGAGUGGCCCAGCCCCAAAGCCCUGAGCCAGGCCCACCUCCCGGCCUACUCUGUGAUCACUCGGCUACUCAGCCGAUGACUCUACCCCAACACGGCUACAAUCCACUACUCCACCGGAUCCAUACCGUAAGUUCUGGUCCUUUGCAUCGGAUCAUCGCUGCUACCGAGUGGCUAUAGUGGCUAACGCCCCUACUCCGAAGCUAGCACCAGUUAGCCGCAAGCCAGGCGCAUCUCCCGACUAGCAAACGAAAUUACUACAAUACUUUUUUCGCCAUCUGGCCCGGACCCUUUGUUGACACGGCGCCCCGCCGUACCAUCCUUCGACUGGUCUGCCAAUGUAACUCCAUCCGCUGUGCCCUCAACCGGCUUUUGCCGGAUGUCGGAGGAAACGCUUCUACUUACCCCGGCCUGCUAACUUUAAACGCCAUGUCUCCCGCGUGCUAGCGUAGUAACGACUACCCCGCGGCUUCCCUGUUCCAACUAUUGCUGUUCACUGGACCCUAUGAUCACUUGGCUACAUAGCUGAUGCCUGCUGGACUGUUCAUUAAUCACGGUACUCCAUUUUGUUUGUUUUGUUUAUCUGUCGGCCCCAGCCUCAAACUCAGGCCCUGUGUGUAGUUAACCGACCCUCUCUGGCCAUUCAUCGCCAUUUUACCUGUUGUUGUCUUAGCUGAUUAGCUGUUGUUGUCUUACAUGCUGACCAGACCGGAUACGUUGAGUGCGCGAGCGUCGCAAAAUACAUUUAGAAAGAAAUCUUAUUCAGAAAUGUUAUUCAAUUAUUGCAGCCACACUGCUCGCACGCGCCAACGAGCGCCUGCAAUGCCAAGGGCUAAAAUAGAACUCCUUUCUAUUUCUGACGCAGAUCGCGCUGCAAGUCCUGCCUCUCCCAUCUCCUCAUUGGUUUAUAGAAGCAGGUACCCACGUUCCAUCUCCUCAUUGGUUAUACCCACGUGGGUGAUUGAAAGAUGAACUGUUUUGCCGGUCGUCGUGGUAAUAUGAAAGUGUAGCUGGAUCACCAUAUAAGUUCAAAGAUGAAAAAGCAUGGUAGGAGGAGAGGUGACUAGAAACGAUUCGGAUGGCCGUUUUCUGUGUGGAUUAAUUGUCGGAGUUGAUGACCUUGUGCAUUUCAGGUAAAAUAACAACUGUUUAUAUCCCAGGACAAAUUAGCUAGCAACAGCAAGCUAGCUAAAUAGGACAAAUUAGCUAGCAAGUGCAAACUUGUGUUCCCAAAUUAAUGUCAUUGGUUCAUAGUUUGUUUUGAUAUUUUAACCUGCGUGUCGUGAUCGCGUUUGGUGUAGGGGUACAAAAUGUAUGCACGAUGGCGCACGCGCGCAGCCGGUUUGGGUUCCGUGUUACCCGUUGUUGCCUUAGCUAGCUCUUCCAAUCAACACCUGUGAUUGCUUUAUGCCUCACUUUAUGUCUCUCUCAAAUUUCAAUAUGCCUUGUACUCUGUUGUUUAGGAUAGUUAUCAUUGUUUUAGUUUACUGCGGAGCCCCUAGUCCCACUCAACAUGCCUCAGAUACCUCCUUUGUCCCACCUCCCACACAUGCGGUGACCUCACCCAGCAUAACUAGUGCCCGUACAGUAAACUUGGUGCCUGGGUUUACCUCCACUGUACCCGCACCCCACCAUACCCCUGUCUGUACAUUAUGCCCUGAAUCUAAUCUACCAUGCCCAGAAAUCUGCUCCUUUUAUUCUCUGUCCCCAACGCACUAGACGGCCAGUUUGGAUAGCCUUUAGCCGUACCCUCAUCCUACUCUACUACUCUGUUCCUCGGGUGAUGUGGAGGCUAACCAAGGCCUUGCGUGUCCCCAGGCACUCUCAUUUGUUGACUUCUGUAACCGAAAAUGCCUUGGUUUCAUGAAUGUUAUCAGAAGCCUCCUCCCUAAGUUUGUUUUACUCACUGCUUUAGCACACUCCGCCAACCCUGAUGUCCUUGCCGUGUCUGAAUCCUGGCUUAGGAAGGCCACCAAAAAUUCGGAGAUUUCCAUACCCAGCUACAAUAUUUUCCGUCAAGAUCGAACUACCAAAGGGGAGGAGUUAGUCUGCAGAGUUCUGUCAUACUUUCCUGGUCUAUGCCCAAACAGUUUGAGCUUCUAAUUUUAAAAAUGCCUGUUAUAGACCCCCCUCAGCUCCCAGCUGUGCCCUGGACCCCAUAUGUGAAUUGAUUGCCCCCCAUCUAUCUUCAGAGUUUGUUCGAUCUGUUAGGUGACCUGAACUGGGAUGUGCUUAAUUAACACCCCGGCAGUCUUACAAUCUAAGCUAGAUGCCCUCAUUCUCACACAAAUUAUCAAGGAACCCACCAGGUACAACCCUUAAUCUGUAAACAUGGGCACCCUGAUAGAUAUUAUCCUGACCAACUUGCCCUCUAAAUACACCUCUGCUGUUUUCAAUCAGGAUCUCAGCGAUCACUGCCUCAUUGCCUGCAUCCUCUAUGGGUCCGCAGUCAAACGACCACCACUCAUCACUGUCAAACGCUCCCUAAAACAUUUCUGCAAGCAGGCCUUUCUAAUCGACCUGGCCCGGGUAUCCUGGAAGGAUAUUGACCAAAUCCCAUCAGUCGAGGAUGCCUGGUCGUUCUUUAAAAGUAAUUUCCUCAACAUCUUAAAUAAGCAUGCCCCUUUCAAUUAAAAAAAAACUAAGAACAGAUAUAGCCCUUGGUUCACUCCAGACCUGACUGCCCUCGACCAGCACAAAAACACCCUGUGGCAGACUGCACUAGCAUUGAAUAGUCCCAGCGAUAUGCAACUUUUCAGGGAAGUCAGGAACCAAUACACACAGUCAGUCAGGAAAACAAAAGCUAGCUUUUUCAUAAAUGAAAUUUGCAUCCUGCAGCUCUAACUCCAAAAAGUUUUGGGACACUGUAAAGUCCAUGGAGAAUAAGAGCACCUCCUCCCAGCUGCCCACUGCACUGAGGCUAGGAAACACUGUCACCACCGAUAAAUCCACAAUAAUCGAGAAUUUUAAGAAGCAUUUCUCUACGGCUGGUCAUGCUUUCCUCCUGGCUACCACAACACCGGCCAACAGCUCGGCACCCCCCGCAGCUACUUGCCUAAGCCUCCCCAGCUUCUCCUUCACCCAAAUCCUGAUAGCAGAUGUUAUGAAAGAGCUGCAAAACCUGGACCCGUACACAUCAGCUGGGCUAGACAAUCUGGACCCUCGCUUUCUAAAAUUAUCUGCCGAUCACUGACCAUUUCGAAUCCCACCGUACCUUCUCCACUGUGCAAUCCGGUUUCCAAGCUUGUCACGGGUUCACCUCAGCCACGCUCAAGGUAAUAAAAGAUACCAUAACCGCCAUCGAUAAAAGACAGUACUGUGCUGCCGUCUUCAUCGACCUGGCCAAGGCUUUCAACUCUGUCAAUCACCAUAUUCUUAUCGGCAGACUGUCAAUCACCGUAUUCCUAUCGGCAGACUCAACAGAAUUGGUUUCUCAAAUGACUGCCUCGCCUGGUUCACCAACUAGUUCUCAGACAGAGUUCAGUGUGUCAAAUCGGAGGGCCUGUUGUCCGGACCUCUGGCAGUCUCUAUGGGGGUACCACAGGGUUCAGUUCUCGGCCGACUCUUUUCUCUGUAUAUAUUAACGAUGUCGCUCUUGCUGCGGGUGAUUCCCUGAUUCACCUCUACGCAGACGAGUCCAUUCUGUAUAGAUCUGGCCCUUCUUUGGACACUGUGUUAACAAAUCUCCAAACGAGCUUCAAUGCCAUACAACACUCCUUCCGUGGCCUCCAACUGCUCUUAAAUGCUAGUAAAACCAAAUGCAUGCUCUUCAACCGUUUGCUACCCGCUCGCCCGACUAGCAUCACUACUCUGGACGGUUCUGACAUAGAAUAUGUGGACCACUACAACUACCUAGGUGUCUGGCUAGACUGUAAACUCUCCUUCCAGACUCAUAUUUAACAUCUCCAAUCCAAAACUAAAUCUAGAAUCAGCUUGGUAUUUCGCAACAAAGCCUCCUUCACUCAUGCCGCCAAACAUACCUUCAUAUAACUGACUAUCCUACCGAUCCUCAACUUUGGCGAUGUCAUUCACAAAAUAGCUUCCAAUACUCUACUCAGCAAACUGGAUGCAGUCUAUCACAGUGCCAACCGUUUUGUCACCAAUGACCCUUAUACCAAUCACCACUGCGACCUGUAUUGCCUCGUCCGCUGGCCCUCGCUACAUAUUCGUCGCCAGACCCACUGGCUCCAGGUCAUCUAUAGUCUAUGCUUACCUUCCAGUACUCUGCUGCCAAUGACUGGAACGAAUUGCAAUAAUCGCUGAAGCUGGAGACUUAUAUUUCCCUCAGUAACUUUAAACAUCUGCUAUCUGAGCAGCUAACUGAUUGCUGCAGCUGUACUACCUCAUCCCCAUAUUGUUUUUAUUUACUUUUCUGCUCUUUUGCAUACCAGUAUUUCUUCUUGCACAUCACCAUCUGCUCAUCUAUCACUCCAGUGUUAAUCUGCUAAAUUAUAAUUACUUCGCUACUAUGGCCUAUUUAUUGCCUUACCUCCUCACGCCAUUUGCACACACUGUGUAUAGACUUUGUUUUUUUUUCUUAUAUUGUGUUAUUGACUGUAUGCUUGUUUAUUCCAUGUGUAACUCUGUGUUGUUGUUUGUUGUGCACUGCUUUGCUUUAUCUUGGCCAGGUCGCAGUUGUAAAUGGCCUACCUGGUUAAAUAAACUGGCCAACCUGGUUAAAAAAAGGUGAAAUAAAAUAAAAAAUAUAUAAAAAAAA